Molecule: messenger RNA, 4427 nt
Organism: Peromyscus californicus insignis
Lineage: Eukaryota; Metazoa; Chordata; Mammalia; Rodentia; Cricetidae
Gene: Celf5
Product: CUGBP Elav-like family member 5
Exons: 12
Coding region: 101-1441 (446 amino acids)
Biological process (GO): mRNA splice site recognition; regulation of alternative mRNA splicing, via spliceosome
Cellular component (GO): cytoplasm; ribonucleoprotein complex; nucleus
Molecular function (GO): mRNA binding
Source: RefSeq, a predicted model, not a curated record
GGGGCCGCUGACCGAGCGACGCGGCGGCACCGCAGCUCCUGCCCGGGCCUGGCCGGUGGGCGGCAGCGGGCCCGAGCGCCCCGGGGCGCGGCCCGACGGCAUGAAGGACCUGGACGCCAUCAAGCUCUUCGUGGGCCAGAUCCCGCGCCACCUGCACGAACAGGACCUCAAGCCGCUGUUCGAGCAGUUCGGCCGCAUCUACGAGCUGACGGUGCUCAAGGACCCGCACACCGGCGUGCACAAAGGUUGUGCCUUCCUUACAUACUGCGCCAGGGACUCUGCCAUCAAAGCUCAGACGGCCUUGCACGAACAGAAGACCCUGCCGGGGAUGGCGCGCCCGAUCCAGGUGAAGCCGGCCGACAGUGAGAGCCGUGGAGGUAGGGACCGGAAGCUGUUCGUGGGCAUGCUCAACAAGCAGCAGUCGGAGGAAGACGUGCUCAGGCUCUUCCAGCCCUUUGGCGUCAUCGACGAAUGCACAGUGCUGCGAGGACCCGACGGGAGCAGCAAAGGCUGUGCCUUCGUGAAGUUUUCCUCCCACACAGAGGCCCAGGCGGCCAUUCACGCCUUGCAUGGCAGCCAGACCAUGCCGGGGGCCUCCUCCAGCCUGGUGGUCAAGUUCGCAGACACGGACAAAGAGCGGACUCUGAGGCGCAUGCAGCAGAUGGUUGGCCAGCUGGGCAUCCUGACGCCAUCCCUCACCCUGCCCUUCAGCCCCUACAGUGCCUACGCCCAGGCUCUCAUGCAACAGCAGACGACAGUGUUGUCCACCUCCGGCAGCUACCUGAGCCCCGGCGUAGCCUUCCCCCCUUGCCACAUCCAGCAGAUUGGCGCCGUCAGCCUUAACGGUCUGCCCGCCACGCCCAUCGCCCCCACCUCCGGGUUACACUCGCCCCCACUGCUGGGCACUGCCGCCGUUCCUGGCCUGGUGACGCCCAUUCCCAAUGGCUUCCCAGGUGUCCUGCCCUUCCCUGGGGGCCACCCCGCCCUGGAGACUGUGUAUGCCAAUGGCCUCGUCCCCUACCCAGCUCAGAGCCCCACGGUGGCAGAGACCCUCCAUCCUGCCUUCUCCGGAGUCCAGCAGUACACAGCCAUGUACCCCACCGCGGCUAUCGCGCCUGUGGCGCACGGCGUCCCGCAGCCUCCGCACCUCCUGCAGCAGCAGCGCGAAGGUCCCGAAGGCUGUAACCUGUUUAUCUACCACCUCCCCCAGGAGUUUGGAGACACGGAGCUGACCCAGAUGUUCCUCCCCUUCGGCAAUAUCAUCUCCUCCAAGGUGUUUAUGGAUCGGGCUACCAACCAGAGCAAGUGUUUCGGAUUCGUGAGCUUUGACCACCCGGCCAGCGCGCAGGCGGCCAUCCAGGCCAUGAACGGCUUUCAGAUCGGAAUGAAGAGGCUGAAGGUGCAGCUGAAGAGACCCAAAGACCCGGGACACCCGUACUGACCACGCCCACAGCCCCCCCGCUGUGGGUCUGGCCCCAGGUGAGCCGCCAGGCGGCCUGUGCCCUGCCCAGCCCUGGUGUCGUCCACCCCCUCCCCUCCCAAGCUCACGCUCCAGGAAGCCAGUGGGGACAAACCCCUCCCCAUCACCUUCGGCUUGGGUGGCACAGAGGGUGGGAUUCGGGUGGGGAGGUGGAGCGAAAGCUAGGCGCUCCCGCCAGGGGGGCUUCCCAGGGAAGGUUUUGAAGGAUGAAUAGAAGCUCAUGCAGAAGUGGGCGUGUGGGUCGGUGCAGGGUGUGAUGGGCGGGGCUUCUAUCCAAUCCGGUGAAGCUGUUCCCCUCCGGGAAGCCUAAAAGGUGUUCAGCACACGUCCCAGGCCUGGGUCCCUACAGUUGGAACUUGGAAUACCCAGUUAAGCUUGGCCCAGACCUGAAGCAGAGGAGAUGGGAGCCCGUCACCGCCUUCCGGUCCCCCACCUCUGCCCCCACCGGCUCCCGUGGACCCCGAGAGCCCUGUCUUCUGAUUACAUGCCCAGCGGGUUCACAAAACCCAGAGCGUACGCCACUCACAAUCUCGCCAAACAAACAAAAAGCCAGAUAUACCCAAAACAAGCAAAAAAACAAAACCCCAAAGUCAGAUUCCCAUCGACCGCAUUGUCAGCACUCGCUCUGGAACUGAACUGACUUUAAAGGUGGAAUCAACUGCCCACGGCCUCAUGGGAGGGGACAGCUCGGCCACCCGCUGCCGCCACCCACAGAGAGCCCAGAAAUACUUUUGAUUUUUCCCCUUUCUCUCUCUCUCUCUCUCUCUCUCUUUCUUUCUUUCUCUCUUUCUCUUCCUCCCUCCCUCCCUCCCUCCCUUUCCUUCCUUCCUUUCUUUCUUUUUCCUUCUCUGUUCUGAUCACCUGAGGGCCCAGGGUCUGGUAGAGGGCACCAGUGUCUAGUCCUUCCGCGUGUUUUGUUUGUUAUCUGGGUUUUAUUUAUUUUGGUUUCAAUGAGGAAACCUGUCAAUCAGGAACAAACCCCCAGCACAUCCGCCAGGUCUUCACUUUUAGCCCAGUGUCCUGUGGAUCUCUGCUCUGGGCUGGGGCGGAGCCAGUCUAUAAAUGUCCCCAAACUGACGGUGACGGUCAGGAACUGACGGGGUUUUCUUACCAGGACCAACGUGAAGUGGAGCAGGGUGUUCUGUGCCCCACUCCCCUCCCUUCCACUGCUCCCUAAUGCCCCCCCUCCAUCCUCCCUGGGUUGAGUGGUCGCCACUUCCAACCACCCCAGGACUUCUAUGUAAAUUACAGCCAAGUUUGGACACCAGCCCUCCCAGUGACCCCUCUUCCCCAUCUGUCCCCCCACGCAGGCCCCCCCAAUUCCAAAGCCACUGAGAGCCACAUGGGGCAUAGAAUGCUCCGUGGUGUGGAGGGGGGGCGGUGGGGGAACAGGAGUCUGAGCCCAGGUCUGAGGGGUCCCUACACUGCCAAUCACCAUCUGCCCCUCGACUUGGGGACACCCCCUGUCGGCCCGGGAGGCUUUCCGGGCCAGCCAGUACCCUGUCCCGUCCCCCACUGCCCGUUCCCCCCCGUAGCCGCGCCCGAGAGCGCGUCAUAGACUAUGUAUUUUUGGAGUAUGAACCGCAGGGGCCAAACGGUGGCUCCGAGCCGGCCACUCCCCGGGACCAAGGACUGCCGAGGCCGGCUGGAGGCCGCCCCCCGCCGGACGCCAAACCAGGACCCCGCCAACACCAUAUACCUCCAGUCCUUGGGGUCCCCACGGCUGCUGCCACUGCCCGCGUCCAGGGCCGCCCCCCCUCCCGCUUUCACAGCCUUACUUGGGUGACCAGGUGUCCUUAGCUUCCCUCGGGGAAGCCUCCCGCCCCCCACUGUCCCCAGGUGUCCCCCACUGCCCCUCAGGUAUCCCCCAGUGUCCCUCCCCCACCCCCGCCGCCCUCCAAUCACCAGCCUUGAACUGAAGGUCUCCACCGAGUCGGACGUGGCCACACUGACCGCCAGACCCGGUUGCCGACACCGCGGACUCCGCACGCGGAUACUUUUCAUUUGUGGUCUUUUUCCAGACCACAGGGCAGGGCGGGGGUGGGGGGUUCACUGAUAAUCCGCUUCUGUUUCCUAGCUGGGGGAUUGGGAGGACUGAGGUGGGGAGCCGCCCCUGUACAUUACCCCCUGCCCACGUACCCACCGCAAAGCACAGAGUCGUUAGUUUGGACAUCCCACCCGGGGGAGCGGGGUCCGGAUCCCUUCUGACGAGUCCAAAAGCAAAACAAAAGAGACAAAAAAAAAAAUUUAAGGUUGAAGAAAGUGCAAAAACCGAUUUUUUAAAAAUCGCUUUUCGUUUCUACCAACAUGUUUGUUGACUGCUCCAAAACAAAGGAAAAAAAGUCAAAAAAAAAGUCAAAAAAAAAAAAAAAAGAGAGGAAAAAAAAUAUCCCACCGGAUUCCGCCCGCCUUGUUUCGCGUCCCCUGUUCUGAACAUUCCUACGGUGAGACUGUGCUCCGUCCAGUGCGAGCGUGUGUCCGCCCCGGUUCGCGUGGCCCGGGGUCGCCGCCGAGGGCGUGCUGGCGUGCACGCCGCCUAGUUCAUGUUUACGAGCUGUAAAUACCAUUUUUAUACUCCACUCGAGAAACCCUAUGUGAUUUGUACGACGGGCUUUAUUUCUGCUACGACGAAUUUCGUGAAAUUUCAACUUCAAACUGAACGUUGGAGACAGCGGAGAGAGGGUGGGGAAGGUGGAGGGCGGGGAGGAAGUGUGGGCGUUCGUCCCCUGCCUCCUGUUCCUGUGCGUGCGAGGAGCGGCUCAGCGCCAAAUCACCUCUCUUUGGUCUGGAAGGAAAAAAAAAACGAAAAGUUUAUUUAAUAAAAGUUUUACUUGUUAACAGCGACUCUCUCUCCCCGUGUUUUCCCAUGCGUGGCGCAUGGAAGAGCCACGCUCCUUAUUUGAGGCUGAGUAAUAUUCCAGUGUGUGAAUAAAACAUUUUUUUCUGA